AUGAUUAGAACAAUAGAACUCUUCUGUGUGUGUGUUCCUUCCUCAGCUGAGACUAAGAUCUGCUUUAAGUACUAUCAUGGAGUGAGUGGAGGCCUGAGAGCAACAACCCCCUGCAUCACCGUCAACAACCCAGGACUUCCUGUUAGAGCCGAGGGUCAAGCUGAGGGCCAAUCAGUGACAGAGAACUGUCGGAAACUCGUCAGCUUCACUUUAUCAGAUAUCCGUGCGUUGGGUCUGAAGAAGGGGAUGUUCUUUAACCCUGACCCCUACCUGAAGAUGUCCAUCCACCCUGGGAAGAGGAGUGGCUUCCCCACCUUCACACACCACGGACAGGAGCGCCGCUCCGCCAUCAUAUCUAACACCACCAACCCUGUUUGGCCUGGAGAG
Molecule: messenger RNA, 387 nt
Organism: Oncorhynchus keta (chum salmon)
Lineage: Eukaryota; Metazoa; Chordata; Actinopteri; Salmoniformes; Salmonidae
Product: E3 ubiquitin-protein ligase HECW2-like
Exons: 3
Source: RefSeq, a predicted model, not a curated record